AUGGCCACUUCCCAGCUCUUCCUAAUCCUAGCCAUUAUAGCAAUUUUUGCAUCUUCAAUUUUAGCAACAGAUUAUGUUGUUGGCAACGACAAAGGGUGGACGAUUAAUUUUGAUUACCAAGCUUGGGCUCGGGGAAAGAUGUUCUAUGUUGGUGACAAUCUUGGCGCCCACAAUGUGUUCAAAGUGAACGGCACAGGCUUUCAGGAAUGCUUAGACUCUGUGCCAUUAACAAGUGGAAGGGAUGUGAUCAACCUUGCAACCCCAGGAAGAAAAUGGUACGUUUGUGGUGUUUCUCAGCACUGUUUAGAUGCUGGCCAGAAGCUUGCUAUAACUGUGUUUCCAUCAUCCUUUGCUCCUAGCCCUAGUCCCACCUGGGGAUACAGCGACCAGACAGAGAAUGCUGCUUCUAGCCCUGGCCCCACCUGGGGAUACAUCAACUAA
This is a messenger RNA of Malus domestica (apple), 441 nucleotides long. RefSeq names its product blue copper protein 1b-like. Gene Ontology annotation, cellular component: plasma membrane. The record is from RefSeq and is a predicted model, not a curated record. Gene Ontology annotation, molecular function: electron transfer activity. NCBI's taxonomy places the organism in Eukaryota, Viridiplantae, Streptophyta, Magnoliopsida, Rosales, Rosaceae.